AUGCAUACUGUCGACCUUGUUGGGGAAUAUGUUGUAUUUGAUGGGAUAAAUACAAAACGUAUCGCCGAUGGAAAUCGAUGGUGUAGAGACCGGUUUCAAGCAUCUACAGAAUAUCUAUCUAACUGGUUAUCUUCUUGCAGGAGCUUACAACUUUCGUAUCGAUAUGCAAUUUACGAUAGUUAUGGAUACCCUCGGGCAACAGUUGAAUUCUUCUAUAUUGUUGCUCAUAUGUCGACUUUAUUCAUUGGCACUUUUCUAGCGUCUCUUGCUGAUCGAUUUGGUCGUCGUCUAUCUUGUAUCUUCUGUGGCAUCUUAUACAUUCUAAGUGGUGUAUCAUAUAAUUUCAAUGUGAUAUCGAUUCUGAUAAUGGGAAAUAUAAUCCGUGGUGUGGCUAAUUCGUUCUUUCAUACAGAAUUCGAAGCUUGGGUCAUACAAGAAUACAAAAACCGUAAUUUAAAUUUACAAUCACUCCCACAAUUACUUCGUAAUUCUAACAUAUUUGGAACAAUAAUUUCCAUUGGAAUGGGUUUCUUCGCACAAGUUCUCGUUGAAUUCUUUGGAUUUAUCGCACCAUUUGAUACAUCCAUUGUGAUUUUUACUCUGAUGAUAGUAUACAUGUUGUUUGAAUGGUCCGAAAACUACGGAAAUCCAACGGUAUCAGCGAAUGUUAGCUUUAUUUCUGCUAUUCAAUUAAUAAAAUUCGAUUCGCGUAUUGUCCUACAUGGAUUAAGUACAGCUUUGUUUGAAACAUCACUCUACAUCUAUUUCAUUGAAUGGACACCGGCACUACUGAAAGCAAAAAGUCUCACUAUUUCUGAUCCAUUACCAUUCGGAGUUAUUUUUGCUUGUUACAAAUUCUCCAAUAUGAUGGGUUCGUUUGCUUUCGAGGCGAUUGUGAAGAAAAUUCGACCUCAACUACUUAUAAUAAUUAUAGCUAUUAUUUUAAUCACUGGAUUUAGUUCAGCUGUUAUUUGGUCCAAUGUUCAAGUAGUCAUAUUGAUAGGUUUCUUAUUUGUUGAAUUCGGAAGUGGUGCUUAUCGACCAUCGAUUGGUUUGUUAAGAAGUCAAUAUAUCCCGAACGAAGUCCGGUCAACAAUUAUGAAUUAUAUUCGAGUACCACAACUUAUUCUCAUAAUCUUCAUCUUACUCUGUCAUUUUCCAUUACCAAUUCUAUUUUCCAUUGCUGCUGGUAUGAUUCUCCUCGCCAUCAUAUGUCUAAUCAUACUGAAAGAUAUGAAGCCACCUUCGAAAAAAAUGGAUGGCAAUCAAGAAAUCGUGCUAUUAACUUCAUUACCUUUCUUAUCGUACGUACAUGAGAAACCACAAAUAUCACAAAAAGAAUGA
Molecule: messenger RNA, 1344 nt
Organism: Adineta ricciae
Lineage: Eukaryota; Metazoa; Rotifera; Eurotatoria; Adinetida; Adinetidae
Source: the annotation of a GenBank genome assembly